Odontomachus brunneus is the source of this 7689-nucleotide messenger RNA. Its product is annotated as venom dipeptidyl peptidase 4-like. The coding region runs from base 191 to 2737 and encodes 848 amino acids. Gene Ontology annotation, biological process: proteolysis. The record is from RefSeq and is a predicted model, not a curated record. NCBI's taxonomy places the organism in Eukaryota, Metazoa, Arthropoda, Insecta, Hymenoptera, Formicidae. Gene Ontology annotation, molecular function: serine-type peptidase activity; dipeptidyl-peptidase activity. The transcript is spliced from 15 exons.
GUAUGCCCUGGAUUUGCCGAAGGAGGUGGGAGCACCUGCUGCUGCCGCUACUACGAACAUGCCGAGAAAGCACGCGAUAUAUUAGUCUCCGUCGGACGUACUCGCGAGAUCGGCGGGCCAUCGCGCUGCAGCGGUAUUUUUAAACAUCGUCCGGACUUAACGAUCCACGAAUCAGCCGACGAUCAGCCACAUGGCGGGACACACGGUACGUCAUCGAGCGGCAGUACCUUCGUCGGGAGUACCUAAGAUGUCAUGUCUGCGACUAUUUCUUCUGUUCGCCCUGUCGAUCCUCGUCGUUCUCCUUGUGGUCAUGUGCUGUCUCCGAAUUUCCUUAUCCAUUACGUUCCCUGCCACCCCCGAACUCUCGGACUCGUACGGAUAUGAUCGCGAUAAGAGGAAGAUAGCCGAGAAUGCGGACAAUGUUUACUCAUUUCUGGUACUGGCUGCCUGUCUGUUCAUCAUUGGACGAUCACGAACAGUUUCGCGUGUCGAGGAGAGCGUCGGGAGCAUCGAUGUUCCUAUUUACGAGGAUCCCGGCGGGAAAAAACCGUUCUCUCUGGAGGAGAUUUAUUUAUACCUUUACGCACCGUCCAGCUUGAAUGGCACGUGGAUGUCCGACAAUGAGAUAAUGGUUGUGGACCCGAUUAAGAACGAUAUCACCAGUCACAAUGUGGUGACUGGGGAGAAGACAACGAUAUUCAACGGAACGACUUUGCCGAUGGAAUAUAAAUACAGCACAGCAAGUUUAUCGGCCAGCAAAGAGAAUGUUCUUUUUAGUUACAACAUCAAACGUGUUUUCAGGCACUCUACUCUCAAGAAUUGUGUAGUGCACAACGUGAAACGGGGGACAUUCGAGAAGGUCGCGAACGGAACCCGUAUCUCAUUGGCGAUGUGGUCGCCGAUCGGCAACGAGCUGAUCUACGUUCGUAAUAAUGACAUUUAUCACAUGAACUUCAAGGACAGAGAGAGCGAGGUGCGAAGACUGACAAGCAGCGGCAAAGCCGGGGUCGUGUUCAACGGAAUUCCCGACUGGGUGUACGAAGAGGAAGUAUUUGCUUCUCCGACCGCGAUAUGGUAUUCGCCGGAUGGACGAUAUCUGGCCUUCGCGACCUUCAACGACACUCGCGUGAUGGACAUGGAGUAUUCUCAUUACGGCACGCCCGGCUCUCUCAGGAACCAAUAUCCCAUACAAGUGAAGCUCAAGUAUCCCAAGGCGGGCACGCCGAAUCCGAUAGUGUCUCUGUCGGUGAUCGAUUUAGCCGAUUCGUCAGAAGCGGUCACGUUAAAAGCGCCCAUCGAUGUAGUCGGCAGCGACCACAUCCUGUACACCGUGAGCUGGUGGAACCAGACGCAUAUAGCUGCGACGUGGACGAACCGCGUACAGAAUCAAUCCCAGCUGGUCAUUUACGAUACGCAAGGUACCGGUAAACUUAUCUGGUAUGACGAGGAAAGGGAAGGCUGGCUUCAACCAAACAGCCCUACAAAGGUCGGCAAUUACGCGUUGCUCUUACGUCGGGAGGAUUCAGGCACCAGUGCCGGUAGAUUCCGACACAUAGUGAGAUAUGAGCACGACGGCGGCCAGUUUACUUCACCCGUGGAUCUCACACCCGGUCCCUCCGAGGUGCACUCGAUCCUGGCCGUCGAUGCUAACAGAGGCAGAGUUUACUACCUUGCCACGGCGCCCGGUAAGCCAACUCAGAGGAAUUUGUAUUCGGUGCCCCUGGACGUGAGCCAGAACCCGACUUGCAUAUCCUGCGAGCAGCUUACGCCGGAAGGGAACAAGUGCAACUACGCGACCGCAUCCUUUUCAAGCUACAUGUCGCAUUACGCUCUCAUCUGUACCGGUCCCGAUCUCCUCACGGUGCGCGUUCACGACGUGGACGCGGACCAUCGGCGAAUGAUGACUUGGGAAGAUAACUGGCUCACAAGGAGCAUGCUGUCGUAUCGACUGAUGCCGCUGCAAAAAGAUUUCAACGUCACCGUCAAUGGCUAUAACGUUAGAGUCAGGUUGUUGUUGCCGCCAGAUUUCGAUGAGAAGAAAUCGUACCCCAUGUUGGUAAACGUUUACGGCGGUCCGAACAGUGUCAAGAUCACCGAUUUUUCUAAGAUCGGGUACGAGCAUUACCUGACGACCAACAAACGCGUUAUUCACAUGUGGAUCGACGGGCGAGGAUCAGCCUAUAAGGGCAGUGAGAUGCUCUUCGAGAUAUACAGGCGUAUGGGAACUGUGGAGGUCGAGGAUACGAUCGCUGUUACCAAAAUUCUGCAAGAACGGUACAGAUGGAUCGACCCGGACAGGAUCGGCAUAUGGGGCUGGAGCUACGGCGGCUUCACCACCGCCAUGGUACUCGUGACGGACAAAGAAUUCGUGUUCAAGUGCGGCAUUUCAGUCGCGCCCGUGACUUCAUGGAUCUAUUACGAUUCCGUUUUCACCGAGCGAAUAAUGGGGAUGCCGAGCGAGGACGACAACCAAGCCGGUUAUAACAACACGGAUAUCUCGCGACGAGCGCGGGGAAUACGCGGCAAGAAAUUUAUGCUGAUACACGGUACCGGAGACGACAACGUACACUAUCAGCAGGCAAUGAUGUUCGCUAAGAUGCUGGAGCGACAGGACAUCAUGUUCGAGCAGGUCUCGUACCCUGACGAAGUGCAUUCUCUCCUGCGCGUGCAGCCUCACUUCUAUCAUACGAUGGAUAAAUUUUGGAACGAAUGCUUUCGGCUUCCUGCCGGCUUCUGACCCGGCGACUCGGUUCCGACGAGUCGCUGUAGACGAGAAAGAGAAUCGUUCGCGGCGAGUCGAGGAUUCGGUCGUUCCGAACGUACCGGAUUCUCCGCGGAACAAUCGAGAAAUCGUUCAGGCACCGUUCGGAUGCUCCUUCGAUGACGUUAUCGUCAAUUCUUCGCGGAGAAAUUAACAUACACGGGGAAAAUAUUGUAGUACAAAUUAUCUCAAAAUUUUUGUAUCUCUUUCUGUUUUCGUGUAAAACUAGACUGUACUGGACUGUACUUCGUAAUACAAAUCAUCAUAGAAGUAUAGUAAAUAUGAUGAUUUAUCUGAUAUACAAUAUAAAAGAAACAUUCAAGUGAUUAUAAUCAUUUUAUAGGGAAAAGUCAAACAUGGAUAACAUUCUUAAAUAAAAAUAGGGUAGAAACCAAAAGUUUUUAGGUGAUUUUAAAAAUCAAUCACUCUUUUUCGAGAUUUUUUUGGCCAGUUUUUUUCAGAUUGUAAAACUACAAAUCUGGGAGAUUCGUGAUAAAGAGGCUCACUUUGAGCCAGAGAACGAAAAUUGUGGGAGAUUUAUAAUAAAGAGGCUUACUUUGAACCAGAGAUUUUCAUCAUAAAUCUUCCAGACUUGUAGUUUUACAAGCUAAAAAAAAUUGUCCUAAAAAGUCUCGAUAAAGAAUAAUUGAUUUUUAAAAUCACUUAGGAACUUUUGUCUCAUCCUGCAUGUGGUAGCUUUGAUAACGUACUUCUGUACGAUCUCCAAACAGUAAACAAAUUGUGUUGUAAUUUUUACUACAACGUUCUUUCCGUGUGCAACGUGUCCUAGUAAACGUCAAUGACGUCGAAAAGCUCUUCGCGGAAAUUUAGGACGAUGAUUCCGAGACACUCUGUGUCCACGUUAUCUUGAAGAUACGUCCGAACGCAUUAAACUCGAUUGUACAAAAAAGUCGCGACACGACAUUUAAUUUUUCAUCCCUUUAUACGCGCGUAUUGUAGAAUUUAUUUUCACAAUGGUCUCGUUGAUCUCAAAGGCUCAAGCUUCUGCGGGAGGACCCGCGCGGGAGCUACGUGUGAAAGUUCCUGUUACGACUUAGUGCCGAACACGAGCGUCGGUUCGUCGGUGAGCCGGUUCGUUAAUUUAGCGAAUGUUAACUCGUCCGUCACUCCGUGACCUGUCGCGUUCCGAGCGGGAAGCGAGCGCUUCCACCGGUGCCGCAUUCCCGUGGAAAUAUGACGCACGAAUUCGUCGAUACUCAGCCAGACCGGGCUUAGGACCAUUUUAAAAGUUGUUCUUUAAAAUUCCUCUCAGAUGAGAUAUGCAAAUUUCAGUUCAGAGUUAAAUGACAGUUUAUCAAUUGAAUCACAAAAUGUCACACAUAUCAUAUAAUUGAAGUGAACGAUUUGGAUCCAACUCGGAAGAGAAAUCUGAAUAUCUCACAUGAGACAAGUUUCGAAUGACAAUUCGAAGGUAAAUUAAGAUAAAAGAGAGUACCAAUGCCUAGAUAUUAAUAACAUUGAUACUUGACUCUGGAUAUUUUUAUUGUUUUCGUCUUUACGGAUAUUUAAACUUUCAAUAUAGGGGAGAGAAAAUACAUAUAAAUAUACUGAAUAUAUGUAUGUAUACAUAUUCUACGUUAAAAGUUUAAAUAUUUGUAUUUAAAGACCAAAAUAAUAGCUAAUAUUAUUAGCGUCCAGACAUUGGUACGUUUACUUUAAUACAAACUUCAGGCUUAUAUUAAUUAUCAUUAUAAUACGAACUUCAGGCUUGUAUUAAUUAUCAUUACUUAAAACUUGUUUCAAAUGAGAUAUUUAGAUUUGAAUUCAGAAUUAGAUGAGAGUUUUCAGGUUGCGAUUUUUCAGGUUGGGUUGCGAUUAGAGAUAUAAAUGUCAGUAUCAUAUAAUUGAACAAUUUGAAUCUGAUUUCGAAUAAAGAUCUGAGUAUCUUACAUGGAGAUUUCAAGUGACAACUAUUCAUACGAGCCUAAAGCCCGUAUUAAUAAUCGUUACUUGAAACUUGUUCUACGCCAGAUACUUAGAUCUACAUUUAGAGUUAGAUUUGAGUGUUUUAUUUAAAUUAUAUAAUAUAUGUGACAUAACGUUUGUACUCGCGAUCUAGCUGAAAAACUCACAUGCAACUCCAAACUGAAAUCUGAGUAUCUCACUUGAGGUAAGUUUCAAGUAACGACUAUUAACGCGGACCUUAUACAAGUGGGCGAAAUUAUUUUGGUGGAUGUAUCAUGAAUUGGCUGUUGGCCUGACAUACGCACGUUGACCCAUAGGUUGGCUCAUUAAAAUUAAAAUUAUGGACGGACUUGAGUGAAACAACGAUAACUCGACGUAUUACGUCGAAACGCAAGCGACACUUGUGUGACGAAAUAAUAAAUCUAUUCAUUGACACCCCCUGCUGACCCCCUCUAUAAUUGACUUCGCGUUCCAUUGUAGUCAUGUUUUUUCAGGAAAAAAGAGGAACUCGCGUUGUUGUUCAUAGUGACUGACCUCAAGGCCGAUUCUGCCGCCGGUUUGGCGACCUGGAUUUUCAUAUUACCGGCUAGGAAGAAACAAACUUUGUUAUUCUUCCUUCGCACGUCUCGGCCCUUCGUACAUUUCCCCCUUCCGUCCACCGUCAAUCGCGUUCUCUCGUUCUGACCCAUCCGUUCAAUUCGAUCAGUCAGUCAGUCAGUCGGACAGUCAGUCGGUUUGGACAAAGGGACUUUUCAGAAAUUUAAUCAUACUGUCUGUAUGUGUAUUUGCGAAUCUCGCGCGCCGAAGACUCGACUCGCUGACCCAGAAUCCUUGCCAGCCGAGAAAAAUAUUUCCUCAAACACUCGAGCGAGUUUCUAGCAAGUUCGCGACUUCGUCCAGAGAUCAGAGAGGAUUCUCAGAUACGCUAUCGGAUUUUCUUAUCGACCCGCAUCGUGGUUUCCAUCAACCUCCAAGUUCGACGCACGGUAUCUCUUUGAGAGAUAUUUCUUUCUAAUUAAAGUUUUUUCCGCCACCUCGAUGACUCCCCGCGUCAUUAAAUAUUAUUAACGCCGCCGACGAAAAUAAAUGCCGAUAACAAAACAAAAUUUUUAUAAACGAAAUGCAAAUGUUUUUUGAAAUUUUGCAAUGUGAUAUCUCUGUUGUAGUAGUCUCAGAAGCGUUUUGUCUUGUGAAAAUCAAUCAUACGAAUUAUGAGGUAUCAUUCUAAGGCUAGCAUUUAUGGUUAUGAAUUAUUUAUAAUCUGUGGUAAUUGUGUGGUUGAGAACAUAAUAAUACGUUUAUAUUCAUCACAUGCUGAAGAAAGAUUAGCUGCAAAAGCUGAAACAUCGUAGUAACUAAAAUGUGUGCCAGGGGCAGUUAAUGUCGUUGCCACGGCAGAAAAUAUUCGUUACUAUAUAGAUAGAAAAUUUCCAUUAUUGUCAUUUUGCUUUUCUUUUGAAUUGCACUUUAUAUUCGCCAAAAAUAUAAAACCGACGCUUCACAUUAUAAAUCCAAAUCAAGGUUUCCUAUCGGUUUGUAACUUAGAUUUAUUAUUAAUCUAUCCACUUUAAUGCGGACACAAAACCCAAUGUCUUUAUAUUACUACGUUACUUGAUCUUUGCUUCAUAGAAGGACGAUUUUAUGUCCAUCAGAAGCGCUAUAACUUCUCCUUUGCAAUAAUCUUUAUUUCAAGUCGCUUUGACAUCUACAAUUGGAGUUAUUAACGACUGUAUCGAUUCGCGUUAUCGCUGCAACGAGCUAUGAAUACAUCACGAUGCGACGUGUGAAUGGAAUGCAGAACCAGUGUUGAUAGGUGUAAUAGACAGUUCGCGCAUGCGCGUAGAAAUAAUAAGAAAUCGAGUAAAACACUGAGAAAAAAGCGAUUGAAUUGACAAAAUCGACGGUCAUCGGCAAAGAAAUAUUGGAUCUAUUCAACAAAAUACAUGUUAAUGCAAUAAAUUGCGCUGAUAUAACAGAUUUCAACGCAACUUAUUACUUAUUAGAAGACUACUGAAUCACCAAUCUGUCUCUUUAUAAGGACGCGUGGUGAGAUGAAAAAGCCUUCGUUGACUGAAGAAACAGAACAAUAGAGAGGGUGAAAAAGAAUAAGGGGAAAUUGCAAGACGUAGAGGAAAAUGGCGUAUCUGGCAAGUGUAAGGAUGCUCUGUUUCGCGGAAAACAUAGUCAUGAGAAUUGGAGAAGAGAUCUUCAUUCCGCAAUAUCAGACAAAGACAGAAUGGCGAUACAGAAGCAUGCUGUCUCUGUUCAAGUUUUGACGUCUUUUCAACCAAAUGCGCAGUCUGAAUAUUAUGCGUGUAUGUUCUCACUCCACGACUCAGAUAAGCAUGGAUUUUCCACUGCUCACUGCGGCCACUCGGUCAUUCAUUUCACUUUAAAAGCCAACAUAGUGCGCCAGCGCAAGAGCAAGUGUUAGCGUCGCAUGACUGCGAGUUUCGAGCCCAAUGUCGAUGCCGCGACUUUAAACGGUUGUAAUUCGCGAAUAAAUCGACAUAAAAUAUGAUAUAAAUCGCAAUCGCGUCAAUAGUGCUCCUUCAUUGCCCAUUUGGAAAAGUCGAGCGUCAUGAUCGAUUAAAGUACGACAAACACGAUAACGCGAGCAAUGCGCAACUUCUUUCAUUCGCGAGCGAAUUGUUCCUUUUCUCGUAUCUUUUAUUAUGGCGAGAUUAAUAUUAUUAUAAAAGUAUAUAAAAUUAGUAUAAAAGUAAAGGAAUAAUUAUUGUGAUUAUUUGCGAAACGGCGGACUUUUUUGUUCAAUUUUAUGAGCUCUAUCCGCGCAAGAGUGUUGGUACGCAUAGUGUCAGAUAUUCGGUAUACAUUUCCAACGUCAAUGAAAAAAUAUAUAAUACAGAGAUUGUGUAAAAAGACAAAACUUGUUGUUUUACGUUUGUUGUUUAUAUUCAUUAAUUAUAUAAAACGUUUGAAUUUAGGCGCUCGUAUGUAAGUUGAAUUCAUUAAAUUGUACAGAACAAUUUUGUACCACA